CGGACGGCGGCCGCUCCCCCGUGCCGACGGUCCCCGGCGAGCAGGAGCGCGCAGCGCGCCGCCCGCCGCCCGCCGGCGCCAUGCCGCCCUCUCCGGCGCUGCUGCUGCUGCUGCUGCUGACGGCCGCCAGCGCCAGCGCCAGGGCGCAGGAACCGGACUACAACGGGCCCAACGGCAACUACGAUGACUACGGUGCCGACAACUACGACUACCCCGGCUACGACGACUUCGAGAAUGGCGACGGCAGCUACGUAGACCGCCAGGACAGUGCCAGCUCCAGCUCGUCCAGCGCCACGAACAGUGGCGGGGAGAGCACCUACAGCUACACGUACGAGAGCAGCAGCUUCGGCGGCGAGGCGGCCGCUGCGCAGGAGCGCCAGGCGGCCGAGGCCCAGGCACGCGCCGAAGCCGAGGCCGAGAGGCGCCGUCUGGAGCUGGAGCGCGUCGAAGCCGAGAGGGAAGCCAGGCGGCUGGAGCUUGAAGCGCGCUCUCGCGCGGAAGCCGAGAGGAACGCCAGGCGAAUGGAGCUGGAAGCGCGCGAGAGGGAGCAGGCUGAGGCGCGAGCCAGGCAGCAGGCCGAAGCCGAGGCGAGGUGGCAGGAGGAGGCCGAGGCCCGAGAGGCCGAGGCCCGGGAGCAGGCCCAAGCCCGGGCGGAAGCCGAGGCCCGCGAGCAGGCAGAGCGAGAUAGGCUGCGCGGAGGUCUGGCGGCAGGCGAGGCGGCGACGGCCGCCGGAGCGUUCCCCAGCGGCUGCACGUUCGAGGGACAGCGGUACGCCGAGGGUGACACGUUCCGGCCUGACUCGUGCACCACGUGCACGUGCAGUGGCGGCCAGGUGGACUGCCAGACGGGCGACUGCGAUCAGGACCCGUGUGAUGGCGUCAUCUGUCCAGAGACCGAGUGCGACACGCAGGAGUACAUCCCUCUGGGCCAGUGCUGCCCGAUCUGCGCCGACGUUACUGACGGUGUCGGCACCGGUGUCGGAGGUCCAGACGCAGACCAGGAGGAAGGACCGCAGCCGCCAGUGGCGGGGCCGACAGGAGACCCGGGCCCGCCGGGCUCGCCGGGUGUGCCGGGUACGCCGGGCAGUCCAGGCACGCCCGGCCAGCCUGGCGGCCCGGGCCCGACGCCCGACCCGGGGCCCUACAUCCAGCAGCUGCAGGCGUCGCUGGGCGGCGACAAGGGCCCGCCGGCGCAGCCGCUCUACCUGCAAGCACAGACAGGACCGGCCGGCGCGCGCGGCUCGCCAGGUCCGCCGGGUCCGGCGGGACCGCAGGGUUUCCAAGGAGUGCGCGGAGAGCCGGGGGAUCCAGGACCUCCGGGACCGGUCGGCAGCCAUGGACCUAGAGGAAUCCCCGGCAUCCCCGGCAAAGACGGCGAAAACGGCGAGGACGGCUCCCCCGGCCCGGCCGGCGCGCAGGGGCCGCCGGGGCCGCGCGGCCUGCCGGGCAUGCCCGGUAUGCCCGGACCCAAGGGCCACCGCGGCUUCUCCGGCACGGACGGCGCCAAGGGAGAGCUCGGUCUGCCCGGAGAGAAGGGCGGCAUCGGACCGUCCGGCCGCCCCGGCGAGCCCGGACCGCUGGGUCCGGCCGGUCCCCGCGGAGAGCGUGGCAGGGACGGCCCGCCCGGCCCGGCCGGCCUCAGAGGCAUUGAUGGCAUCGCUGGACCGCCUGGUCCGCCGGGCGCCGCCGGCAAGUCCGGUCCGCCUGGCUUCCCGGGCAGUCCCGGCGCCAAGGGUGACCGCGGUAACGAGGGGCCCAAGGGCAGCGUCGGACUCCAGGGGCCUCGUGGUGAGGCCGGCCAGCCCGGCCUGCCCGGCGAGCAGGGCGCCCCCGGGCGGCCCGGCAAGGACGGUGCCGACGGCGAGAAGGGCAGCUUCGGCGCGCCCGGCCCGAUGGGUGCGCCCGGCUUCCCGGGACCGCGCGGUCCGCCUGGCAACACGGGCAGUCCCGGGCUGCCUGGACAGAAGGGAGAGCAGGGCCUGACCGGCACCCGCGGCCUGAAGGGCUCGUCGGGCGCCAAGGGCGACUCUGGUGAGGCCGGGGCGCGCGGGGCGCCAGGGCCGCCGGGCUCUGCCGGCCGGCGCGGCCGACGUGGUCUGCGCGGCCCGCCGGGUCUGCUCGGGCCGCAGGGCGAGCGCGGCCCGCCCGGCACGCGCGGCCUGCCCGGCGCCGACGGCCCGCCCGGCCUGAAGGGCUCCGUGGGCGACCGCGGCCAGCCGGGCAGGAUGGGUCUUAAGGGCUCCAGCGGCGACACUGGCCGGCCCGGCCCGCCCGGACUGGUUGGCGAGCGGGGAAUGCAGGGGCGCACUGGCAGUCCGGGACGCCCCGGCCGCACCGGAGACCGCGGCCUGCCCGGAGCCGACGGCAAACCUGGCGAGAUGGGCGCCACCGGCUCCACCGGCCUGCCCGGCCCAAUCGGACCCAUCGGCGCGCAGGGACGACCGGGAGAACCGGGCAAGGACGGCAAGGCGGGCGACGCUGGCCCUCCGGGUCCUCGCGGCGACGCCGGCCGCGACGGACCCAUGGGUCCCAUCGGGCCGCCGGGACCGCCCGGCUCGGCCGGAGCGCGUGGGCCCGUCGGACAGUCGGGAGCCAGAGGAUUCCAGGGUCCACCGGGCACGCCCGGCAGUCCCGGUAACCCCGGCAAGGACGGCGAGCCGGGCCUGCAGGGGCCCACCGGCCCACCCGGAGAGAGCGGGCCCAGAGGAUCGCGAGGAUUCAGAGGCGAGCGCGGCGCCAUGGGUCCGCCUGGGGAGGCGGGCGCUCGCGGCGAGCAGGGUGCCAUCGGACCGGACGGACCGCCCGGACCACCCGGACCCACCGGCGCCAAGGGACACCGCGGAGGACCGGGACUUGUGGGUCUACCCGGCAGGAGGGGCAACACCGGACCCGCCGGCCCGAAGGGCGAGGCCGGCUCCCAGGGCAAGAUCGGACCGGAGGGCCCCACCGGCCGCCCGGGACCGCAGGGCAUCCAGGGCGAGCUGGGCCCGGUCGGGCCGCCCGGCCAGUCUGGCGAGCGCGGCGAGCCAGGCUCGUCGGGGCCGCCCGGCGAGCUGGGCAAGCCCGGCCUCAUGGGCGCUCGUGGUCCGCCCGGACCGCAGGGACUGCGCGGCUUCCCAGGACAGCAGGGCAUCACCGGCUCCACCGGACCCAAGGGACAGCAGGGACUGCCCGGACAGAAGGGUUCGCAAGGAAACCCGGGCACCGAAGGCAAGCCGGGUCCGUCGGGACCGCCAGGCCCGUUCGGCCUGACCGGCUCCAAGGGCUCUCGCGGCGAUCCGGGCCCGGUGGGACCGCAGGGCACUUCCGGUGCGCCCGGCCGGCCGGGCGAGCAGGGGCCACAGGGCCUGCAGGGCGCCACCGGACAGCCGGGCCUGGCCGGCCUGCCCGGCAUCAAGGGCGCGCGCGGCGACCUCGGCCGGCCCGGCCUGCAGGGCUCCGCCGGCAGCCCGGGAAAACCGGGCCCCGAGGGCAUCAAGGGCAGCUUUGGCGCGCCUGGCCUGCCGGGCCUGGUCGGACCCAUCGGACCGCCCGGCGCCGCUGGAGAGCGAGGCCUCCCAGGCCUGCCCGGAGGCUCCGGACCCAAAGGACCGCAGGGCUUGCGUGGAUCGCCGGGCGAGGCUGGAGAGCCGGGCCAGCGCGGCCAGGAGGGCCCCUCGGGCCAGCCCGGCCUGCGCGGACCGCCGGGCAAUCCGGGACCGGCCGGCGAACAGGGACCCAGCGGGCCCGAGGGCAAGAUGGGCGCGCCUGGCAUCAGCGGCCGGCCCGGAGACAAGGGACCGCCUGGCGACGUCGGCCAGCCGGGCAUCUCUGGACCACCCGGACUGCAGGGAGCUCCUGGCCCCGUCGGCCCGUCCGGACCGACGGGCGAGCGCGGCGAUCGUGGCGAGCCCGGCGUCCAGGGCGUCGAGGGGCCUACCGGCGAGAGGGGCAAGCAGGGUCCGCCCGGCUUGCAGGGACCCAGGGGCGAGCGUGGCGUGGAGGGCGUCAAGGGCGGCAAGGGACAUCGAGGUCUGCUCGGUCUGCAGGGUCUGCCCGGUCCGGCUGGCCCCACUGGCGAGAAGGGACCGCCGGGCUCGCCAGGCACACCCGGAGCCCCGGGCGAGCCAGGCAUGAAGGGCCCAGCCGGAAUGGACGGCAUGCCAGGUCCGCAGGGUCUGGAGGGCCCGCCGGGCCCGCGUGGUCCCAGCGGAGACACGGGGCGGCCGGGCCAGGCCGGAGCGCCGGGCCCGGCCGGUCCGCCCGGCCCGCCCGGCGAGUCGACUGGCUUCGAUGUGGCUGCGCUGCAGGCCUUCAUGCAGACGGGCCAGGACAAGGGACCCGAUCCGCUCAACAGCGACGAGCCCAUCCGCCUCGGCAAGGAGCUGACCGACGACGAGCGCAAGGAGAUCGUGCUGAUGGCCUACAACCAGCUGCAGGCGCGCUUCAAGACGCUGGUGAAGCCGGACGGCACGGCCGACGCGCCGUCCAAGACGUGUCGUGACCUGGCCGUGGCCUAUCCGGACAAGGAGAACGGCAAUUACUGGAUCGAUCCCAACGAGGGCGACAAGAAGGACGCCAUCCUGGUCUACUGUGACCUGGGUCAGCGCAUGACCUGCCUGAACCCGGACCCGGCCGUCACGCCCGAGCUGUCCGCCUCCAAACGCAGCCGCGAACACCAGUGGCUCUCAGAAGACAUCAACGGGGGAUCUGAGUUCUCCUACAAGGCGGACGCCAACCAGAUCGGCUUCCUUCAGCUGCUGUCGACGCGCGCCGAGCAGAACAUCACGUACCACUGCCGCAACCACGUGGCCGUGUACAACGCGCAGCGCGAGACGUACCGCGGCAGCCUGCGGCUGAUGAGCUGGAACGACCAGGAGGUGUAUGCCCGUGGCCGCAGCAAAUACGACACGCUCUCUGACGGCUGUCAGGGGGCGCCGUCCAGCUGGGGUCAGACCCUGAUCCGCGUCAGGACGCCGCGCACCCAGCGCCUGCCGCUCACCGACAUCGGGAUGCGCUCCGUCGGGCGGCGCGACCAGCUGUUCAAGGUCGAGAUCGGGCCUGCCUGCUUCUUCUAGAGAGCCGGCCGCGCCGGGGAACAAACACUGCCAGGGCGACGUCACUGCCAGCCGGACCGGUGACGUCACUCGUCCGAAGGAGGAGGAGGAGACGGCUCGGGAGGAGGAGUGUGAGGAUCGGAGAAAAGAUGUGAGCGGACAAGACAACGUGUGUAGAAACACAAAACGAAAAACGCGGGGGGAGGAAGAUAGAAUACUUUUGGUGGAGAUGAGAGGGAGAAGGAGGAUGGAUGGUGAUGGCGGUUGAUGAGGAGUGGAGGACAGUGAUGGAAGUAGCAGGGCCAAGAUCCGGGGCUCAUUGGUGGACCGGGGGGCGAUUGUCUCUGCCAGGUACCCGCCGCCGGUUGCGGCGGAUGCCCGGUCACUGCGCACGCCACUUCGCUUGGCGUGACGAGAGGGAGAACAUCCAGCGAAACUGCCCAGCAUGGUCCACCAAUGUGCCCCGGAGGGACCCGCUCUCCGCACGCGACUGACUCGGGAGAGACAAGCGUGACAUCUAGCCUUAAGUAUUUUUAUAUGUCUGUGACUUAGAUAGUCCUAGCUAUAGGUAGGUUA
Pollicipes pollicipes is the source of this 5612-nucleotide messenger RNA. RefSeq names its product fibril-forming collagen alpha chain-like. Gene Ontology annotation, molecular function: extracellular matrix structural constituent; protein binding. The record is from RefSeq and is a predicted model, not a curated record. Gene Ontology annotation, cellular component: extracellular matrix. NCBI's taxonomy places the organism in Eukaryota, Metazoa, Arthropoda, Thecostraca, Pollicipedomorpha, Pollicipedidae.